Messenger RNA from Salvia splendens (bonfire salvia), 540 nucleotides. RefSeq lists its product as uncharacterized. The record is from RefSeq and is a predicted model, not a curated record. NCBI's taxonomy places the organism in Eukaryota, Viridiplantae, Streptophyta, Magnoliopsida, Lamiales, Lamiaceae. The coding region runs from base 1 to 540 and encodes 179 amino acids. The transcript has a single exon.
AUGAAACGUUAUUUUAAGAAGAACCAAAGUGGUGGUUCUUCAUCUUCUUCAAAUGCUAGAAUUGUUGAAUCAGUAGAAAAUCAGUCUGCAAUAGAAGUUAAAUUGGAUUGGAAUGAUAUUGAUGUUGAUCCAAGAAAACGAAAGUCAAUAGAGGCUUUUGAUGUUGCUAUUCGGGAUAGAGUACAGAGAGAAUAUUUGGUUAAAGGUCCUUGCCAACCAAUUGGGAAUACAUAUCCGAAAAAGAAAUAUGGUAUUCAAGAAAGAAGUUUUCAAGAUGCUUGGUUUACAAAAUUUCCAUGGUUAGAGUAUAGUGCAUCAAAAAAUGCAGCCUUUUGCUUUUGGUGCUAUCUUUUCAAGCAAUCGGAUAAAGGAGGUCGAUAUGCAGAAGAUGCUUUUACAAAGACAGGCUUUAACAAUUGGAAAAAUGCAGUAGAAAAAUUUAAUCAACAUGUUGGGGCUGCAAAUAGUUGUCACAAUAAUGCUUGGAUUCAGUUUGAAGCUUUUCAAGAUCAAAGACACGGUGUGGCAAAUGUAUUUUGA